AUGUCUGCAGAAGGAACCGUUGUUGAUAACACACCAACUGUGAUUCAAGAGCAAGUAGAGAACUCUGUAAACACUGCUGCUUCUGCCGCUGAAUCUCCAAAAGAAACCACAAACCAAGAACAAGAUUUCCGUGUCUUUGUUGGCCGCUUGAAUACCUCUACCAAGAAGAGCGAGAUCCGUUCUUUGUUUGAAACUGUCGGAGCUGUUCGCAAAGUUACCAUCCCUUUCCGCCGCGUACGCCGUGGAACUCGCCUAGUACCAUCUGGUAUCGCCUUCGUCACAUUCGCCAGCGAGGAAGAUGUAGAGAAGGCUAUUGAUACCUUAAAUGGAAAAACCUUGAACGAACGCGAGAUUGCCGUUCAGAGAGCUCGCCCUGUUCAAAAACAACCCAAAAAAUCAAAGAAAGAACUUAAGGAGAAGAAUACUUCCGAUAAAGAAAAUAAUGAAACCGCCACUACCGCUGAAGAUUCUGAAGCUUCUCCUGAAAAGGAAGAUGAGGAAAGCCAAGAAUCCUCUGAACCUCUUUCUACAGAAAAAAAACAAAACAACAAGUCUAGAAAUGCUGCUGGCAAGAAGAAGGCUAAGCCUCUUCCCCCUAACUCUAUCUAUGUUUCUGGCCUUUCGGUUACUUUAACAAACGAAGGCUUGAAGGAGAUGUUCGAUGCUUACAACCCUAUCCGGGCUCGUAUUGCUGUUCGUUCUCUCCCUCCUUAUAUUAUCCGCCGCAUCAAGCUUCGUGGUGAACAACGCCGUGGUCGUGGUUUCGGUUUUGUUUCCUUCAGCACUCCUGAAGAACAAACUCGUGCCAUUGAAGAAAUGAACGGUAAACAAAUUGGUGAUCUUACCUUGGUUGUUAAGAAUGCUAUAUCUCGUGAAGAAAAGCAAAAAGAAACAGAGGAGAAGGAAGAUGAAAAUAAUGCCGUUUCUGAGGAGGGUGAGAAGGCUGAAUCCGAACAAGCUGCUUCUGCCACUCAAGAGGCUUCCGCUGCAAAUGUUGAAGCCGAUUCUGCUGAGAAGGCUACUGCUUCUGCUUGA
This is a messenger RNA of Schizosaccharomyces osmophilus, 1035 nucleotides long. RefSeq names its product single-stranded telomeric binding protein Tgc1 (gene tcg1). The transcript has 3 exons. Bases 1 to 1035 code for a protein of 344 amino acids. Gene Ontology annotation, molecular function: RNA binding. The record is from RefSeq and is a predicted model, not a curated record. NCBI's taxonomy places the organism in Eukaryota, Fungi, Ascomycota, Schizosaccharomycetes, Schizosaccharomycetales, Schizosaccharomycetaceae.